ACUCUUCGUGAGUAAUCUGUAUCACAGACAGACGUCAUGGUCGCCGAAGAAGUGGAAAAACUAUUGAACGCGGCGAAGAAUGGCGAUUUGACAGUCCUCAACUCGGUGAAAGUAACUGAUGUCAUCGAAGAUGAUCACGGAGCUAAUUGCAUUCACUACGCAGCGAGGGGUGGAUCGUUGGAAGCGUUGCAGUAUUUGGUUGAAUCUAAGAGCUUAGACCCGAACAAACGCAACAGUGUCGGGGCAACUCCUCUUCAUGAUGCAGCCGCCACAGGCAAUUUGGAAGCUCUCAAGUGGCUCCUGAAUCGCGCCGAUACGAAAGUGGACGAUCAAGACGGAUCUGGGGCCACCGUGACACAUUUGUCCGCUCGCUACGGCCACACCCAAACUCUUACCUGGCUUCUUGAUGAGACAAACUGUGAUAUUUUGAAGAAGUCUGCUAGCGGGGCAUUACCAAUUCACAGCGCAGCAGAAGGCGGCCAUCUAGAAUGUGUGAAACUUUUGGUGGAAGAAGCGCCCAGGUCAGUUAACAUGCAGAUGAAUAAUGGUGCCACACCUGUAUACCUUGCCUGUCAGUCUGGACACUUGGAUGUUGCACAGUAUCUGUCCCAGAAAAAUGGAACACCCAAGAUCCACACGUUUGAUGGCAUGUCAUCUCUGCAUGCUGCUGCCCAGAUGAAUCAGCUUCCUAUUGUAAAAUGGCUGAUCAAAGAUCAAGGUUUGAACCCAAAUGAGCGAGACUUUGAUGGUGCCACUCCCUUCACUAUGCUGCAAGUCAAGGGCACAAAGAUAUUCGUGCAAUGGCUGAUGAAAGAAGGUGGGGCCCGCAUUAUUUUAGACAACCUUGGUGGAAGUCCACUUCACAAUGCUGCAGAACUGAACCAAAAUCAGGUUGUAAAUGACAUUAUCACCAGGAUAAUAUUGACUUUACUGGAAAAUGGAUGUAAUCCUGAAAUCACUGACAACGAAGGAUUGACAGCAGAAGAGCUCGCUGUGAAGUGUGGUAACACAACUGCAGCAGCCAUCCUGCGUGGGGAGAUAACAUCUCUGCCUGCAUCUCCACCUGCCAGCUCUACUCAGGUUGGUGCCACAUCAACCCUACCAUCAGCACCUGUGCAUCAAGUACCACCGUUGACACCAGUGCUACUACCAUCACCAACUCCUCCUCCACCUCCUCCACCUUUAGUGCCUUCCUCUGUCCAAACACCAUCAGAACAAUCUAAAAAAGCUGCGGCCAGCAUUACUGCCAGUCAUUCAAGAGCUGCAGUGACGACAGUGCUGGCAGAUCACCCUUCAUUUGUUGGCUCUGCAGAGGGUGACAGUGCCAACCGCUCAUAUUCCCUCAUCUCAGUUGUUGCUGAGGUUCAUAAAACUUCCCAAGGAGCUAGUCAGGGGCACUUGUGCAGCUCACGUGAAACUGGUGAGCAGGAGUAUGUGUAUGAAUCUGAGUGUCCUCAGAAUUGUGCACACACCCACAGUCCUGUUGCUGCAGUGAAGUCUACUCCCACCGCCUCUAACCUGUCUUCUGAUCAUCAUCAUUUUCCAACAGAUUCAUCUGCAGCAUUUGACAUUAGUAGUGUGGCAACGAGGUCAAAAACAUUGGCAUCUACAAAAAACUGGCAGACUGCUGCUCAAGGAGCUUCCGACAUGGCAAGCAAACCCAGCGAGGAAACAAAUGGAAUGAGCAGUGGCGAGGAGAGCAAGGAGCCUGCUAAAUCGGUGAUCAAAAUCACCAGCAAUAAUGUGACGAUCAUUUCUACUGGAAGAGAGGGUAGGAUGGCAUCGAAAAUAGUGACAAUGCCUUUGCGCAAAAACAGCGAUGAGUAUUUAGGCUCUGGGGCAAUGGUCACUGCACGAAAAAAAGACUCGGAGUUUAUAUCGGCUUUGACACAAAAGCUGCAUGGCAGUGGUUCCAGCAGCAGAUCAAGCCCAAUAAAUUCACCUGGAUCAACACUGAAUAGGAUGUCCUCGAAUCUGUCUAGAUCAUCAUCAGCAACAACGCCAGCCUGGCAGCACCAGCAGAAACAGGUUGAGGAGGCUCUGCUCAAGCGUCAGCAAAUUCCAGAGAAAACCUCUGAUCCUGUCCUUCCUCCACCGCCGCUUGUCAAUGGGCAUGCAAACAACUCUAAUGAAACUCUUGUAAACGGGGGUCUUGAAGAGGACCUGUCUCCUCACCCUCCUCCUCCUCCUCCUCCACCACCACCAGGCCCUGAAUCUAACUCUAGCUCUUCCAGGAAGACAGUUAUUGCUGAUGCUUCAUACUCAAGUUCCAGGCCAAAGUUACUUGAUUCAUACAGUUCGGUACCAAAUGGGUCGCAAUCACCCACCAGUCCAGGACGUAUUUCUUUCACACCUCAUCAACAGAAGCAUGAUCUCAUGGCAGCCUUACAUGCUGCUGUGACAUCUGGAGCACCAUCAUCUUUGUUACGCAAGACAAAAGGCCCUCCCACUGGAGGUGUCAUGGAAGUCUUCUCAUCCAAGAGGACAAGCGUUAGGACUUUGACGACAAGACCUGAAUCCUCUACAGAACCCAAAGCUCCUAUAAGUUCAGGUCCAGAAAAACAGAAUUCACCUAUCCCCCCUGUAGAAGGAUUUGAUCCCAAAAACUUUUUGGAUCAGGUGCCAAAAGUAAAUUCUUCUGGGAACCAAAUUCCAGAGUGGAAGAGACUCAUGGUAGCAAAGACAGUGGCGCAGAAGGCAGAGGAAGAAUACUUAGAAAAGAAGAAGGUUGAAGAAUAUGAAGCCAGAUUUAAGAACAUGCCAGCAUGGAAGAGAGCACUUCUUGAGAAAAAAGAGGGAUCCAGCAAAUAAAAGUUCAACAUUUUUCCUGCGUGUCCAUUCCCUGUAGAAGUGGUUCACCAAAUGAUUUCAUUUCUGUGACACUGAUCAGAUAAAAUGUCUAAAGGCAUCAGUUAUCAGUUUGUGGACAGGGACUGUCCUUAACCUUUAUGGUUAAAGCCUUCAGAAGAAGCUACAAUCAGGUUUAGGAAAGAUAUUAGCUAUUAACAUCUUCCCCUGCUUCUUAACAGGCAAAUCAGUGUUUGAUUUCCUAUCAAGAUGUGUGUUAUCUUUUGUAUGCUAUGAUUUGGGAUACAGUAUUAUUGUAUCACCGAAAUAGUGAAAAGACUCAGUGAAUCUUCUACUAUUUUUAAAUAUUUGGCACAUUUUCAAAGUGCAUGUCCCUGCCAUCAUUAUGUGACAAAAAAAAUUGAAUCAAAUAUUUUAUUAUGUAAAUCUUCAGCAUUUGUAUAUUGUCUUUAAGAUUUGUUUGCUUGGGACAAAGAAGACAUUUCCACAGUAGUAGCAGCUUUGUGGUUCAAUUCUUGGGUACAGUUUUGAGUAAUGUUAUGGACUCCCCCAGUCCCCUCACAUUAUUUGCAAGCUUAUAAUGAUUAUUUCUAAAUAGGGACCAGUAUAACAUAAAAUGUGGCACAGAUAGCCCCCACUAAACCUUCGCAUGACCAUUGGGCAUUGUUCACAGUUUUUAUUACUUUCAUAUGAUUUACCAAGGAACAGAAUCAAAAAGACAUUUCUCUCAUUUGAUCAAAUUUGUUCCUGGUGCUAGAAAUACACUGAACACAGUCUUUCCCAUCCCUCCACUAAAAGAAAAACCGCUUAUUUUCCCAAGGAUUCUGAAAAAUUGUUAAAAAUCAACACAAUUACAAGGAAGAGCAUUUGCACAGUUUUGUGUGUGUGUGCAUAUGUGUUCAUAGUUGCUAAUACUAACAAAAGUAUAAGUGCAGAAGUGACAAGAUUAUGGUGAACAUUGAACGAGGAGACCAUCCUUAUAAUUUUAAAAUGUGUGGCAAUGUUUCUCAUCGGCUUUGUUUAAUGAGGUCAUCUAACCUCUCCUUGAUAGUAAAAAACGGGUAAUAUUCUAUGUUGCUGGUAUGUGUAUACUUUGAGAUGCUGAAGGCUUCUUUAUUAUCAAGAUCAGCACCUUUUUCAAGUGAUGACUGGCUGAUACAUGAAAGUAGACAGUUUUCAAUAUUAAGGACAGGAUUUUGUAGAAUUUGGUUCAAACCAUGAGUGCUUUUCUAGAAACAAUAAAAAAAAUGCUCUGCACAUUUUUAUGACAAACUUUUGACCACACUAUGUUCUGUUAACCUGUCAAUAACUUUGAGAAUAUUAUCUGUUUUAAACCAUAUUAAAAGACCUUUUUUUGUGUUAAAUUUUGGUCUAUGAUCAUGUACUAAUGUGGCUGUUUGAAUACUUAUACUCAAUGCUCAGAUAUGUUACUUCUAAAAUGUUUCAGCAAGGCUUAUCUAAAUGCUUACUGAACAAACAACACAGAAAGCGGAAAAAUAAGUCCUUUCUAUUAUCAUUAUCAGUAUUUGUUGCCACAUUAGAGAUAUUUAUAGUGUUAUUAAAAUUUUGUUUGUGACCACAGUUAAUGAAUGCUUGUACCUGUGCUUUUUUUUCCCAUCUCCUUUGUUUGAGGUUGAGGUAUGGGAGCUAAUAUUAAUAAGUACCAAGGAAGUGAAUGACGUAUUAUUUAAGGACAUCUGAGUUCAGUAUAUUAUGGUAAAUGAGAGAUGGAAAUGUAACGGAUGAAUUUAUCAACAGAGAACUGAGACAGGGUACAUAUUUUGCACAUUUUCCCAGGAGUAUUUUUUAAAUUUCUGCUCUGUACAGCCUUAUCUUUGCCUGUUCAAACAUCUUGUAUUUGCUAAAGUUUUGAGAGGAAUAUUUUAUCAAGGCUGUGGUUACGUUGUUUUCACAAGAGACAGUUAUGUUGGAAGAUGCUUUAAGGGCCUGGGACAGUUAACCCCUACUUCAAAGAUUGUUUCCUUUGAAGAGUUGAAACAGUUUCUUGGCAUCAAAUUGUAUGUGUCCAGUUGGUUCAUGCUUGAGAAGGAAUGUUUGUACAUGUUAACUUUAAGUGUUGAAUAUUUUAUGCUCUGUAAAUUUAUUCAGUAUUAUAAUAUGGAUUAUUAUGCGGAUGGAUUUUUAAAGAUUAUUUAGGUUGGUUGAUCUUGGUGUUCAACCAGGUAAAAGCACAUCCUAAACUGGUUGCCAGUGCCUUCAACCUUUCUCAUCAGUGAAGAAUCCAUGUCAUUGAAUAAAGUUUGCUUUUCUGUAUAAUUGUCUAUCCGAAUAAUGUCAAACGAAAUUUGAUACAGGAAUGGUUGUAAUGACAAAAAUAUUUUUAGAAUAAGCUUCACACGAGUGGAUGUAAGUGGAAUAUAAUUGGACUCAAGUACCAAAUCCAUCAGUGUGAUAAUAGUUGUGGUAAAAUAAGAGAGAAAACAAGAGAGUAAUCUUGAAUGGUAAAGAUGUCCUAUACUUAGAAUACCAUCUGCACAGAGAAAACUUUUGCAUGCUGUUUUAUAUCUGCUGGUAGAGUAAAUGAAAUAACUUUUGAAAAUUAACAUUCUUGCUCUGAACAUUGGCAGUUGGCAUUGUGUGACAUUUGGCAUUUGCCAUUGGCACAGCAGCAGUCAGAAUUAGCUGUAGGUACCUUGGGUGCACUGUGUUCAAAUCUGGAUACACAUUCGGACUUCUCUGAAUUUUGUAUGCUUUUAGAUGCAUUCACCAUUUUUGGAAAAAACCUCUAAAUUACCAUCAAGAGAAUAUAUAAAACACAAAGAAAAAAGGAUAAAAUAUCUGUACCUGUGUCAGCAGUUAGUAUAGUGAAUGUCAUAAAUGAGUGGGCUAGUUCCAGGCCUAAGAAGCUGACUUUCACUAGAACUGGUUUUUGCUUCCUUGAACUGCAGCAUGUUUGUUUAGGUGUGGGUGUGAAAAUUACACUCCAGGCUUGGUCAUUAUUUGUGUUAGCACAAAAUUCUUUUUUUAAGCCAUGGCUUGUAUUCCCCUGACAAUCUACUGUGAUUCGAUGUUCUGUCCUCUGACUUAAGGCUGCCACGUGCCGAGUGGAGUUUUGCUUUAGACGCACACCGCUAUUUAUGACUAGAUGUUUGGAGAAAGUGUUCAACUUGGUUUUCUUCUUGCUUCUCAUGCAGAAUGUUGGUAGUAAUUAUAUUGACAAGUUUUGAAAAUGGAUACAAACUGGAUAUUUGUCAACAUCUUUUGUUUGCAUCUUUUACUGCUUUCUAAAUGCCUGGACACAUUUUUUUAAAAUUGUAAAAUAGAACAAAAGUAAAUUAAUUUUAGAUUAAUUGUCAUGAUUAUGUUGAUGUAAACUAGAUGACCAUUAUAGUAAUAUAUAUAUGAUGCAGCCUUUUUUGUGUAAUUUUUUUUUAAUACACAAUUAUUUUUAUGCAGAAACUUUUUUUGGUGACAGUUGGAUGUAUUUUAACAGGUCACAAAUUUAUCGGUCCAAUAGCUGUAUAAUGUCAGCACAUUAUCUGCUAACUCAUGUUGUAGUAACAUUCCUUGACUUGAAGGAAAAUGAGGAUCAGGAUUUUUUUCCAAAGUAUUAGAGCUAGGGAUGUUAUAAUUGUUUAUGAGGGGAAUGUUAUUUACAGGUUAUUGUCCCACCCCUCCUUGUGUUGUAAAUCUUUAAUUGAUUUUAAUGCUUAAUACUAUAUCAACUUUGGUUCUUACCAGUCCAUGGUUGAAGUUUUCUUACAUACAUCUUUUUUUUCCCAUGACUUGAAAAACUAGUAAGUAUGGUUAUCACCAGAUUACCACAAGACAGUUACGACAGUCCAGGAAUGCAGUGGUACAGUUUCAAUUUUCUUUACAACAGUCUUUUGCAAACUUGAAUUAUAUUCCUGUUUGUAGAUCAAGAGAGAUGUAAUCCUGAUGUACAGUCAUCAAUAUGUAGAAUUUAUUUUUUUGUAUAGAAGUUAUAAUUUAGAAAGAAAAGCUUGUGAUUCCUCAUCAUAUCACUUGACCACAUAUCAGCAGAAUGUAUAAUGAUAUAUCCAUUUGUUACUAUUUUUCCAAGAUUUAUAAGUAUUCAAGUUGUUGUUUUUGUGUCUUGAGAUUUACAAGACGGACAUUUUUUCAAGUGGUUGUUGCACUGAUAUUUUUACGGUUUCCGAGAGGUAAAGAUUUUUAUUUUUAAGCAAAUCUUUUCUGAAGAUGUUAAAACAUUCCAAGACUGCAGGUUUAAAAUGUACAGUCUGGCACUGGAACUAGAAUGAUGAAUGAUGAGCAUGCUGAUGCAUGCAUGUGUGCAUGAAAUGAUUUGUGUGAUGUGUUUCUGUGUGUGCUCAUGCACAUGUGCAUUUAUGCAAAUGGAAUAUGUGCAGGAAUGAUUUGUUUUUGUAAAUAUAUGUCUCUGUUGUUUUCACUAAGAGAUACUUGUGCAUGGAAUUCAAAUCAAGAUUUUAUUUUUAAAUUUAUGAAAAAGUCCAGUACGAGAAAUUUGUCGAGUUGAAACCUGUGUAAAAUGCUUUGCUUCUACAAUCCAGUAAAAUUUUUAAAUGGUAUCAGUUACACAUUAAGUCUGAAGACAUUUAAAUUUUGUGGAACCCAAAAUCCUGAGGUAGUUUUCUUACACACUUUUACCGAGAUAGAACUGCUUGGUUACAUUGUGGUAAUUGGUAUCCUUUGACCAUUCCUUGCUUUUACUGCUAUUUAGUGUUACUUGUCUUAUGGACUCUGAAAUGUUUCAAGGGAUGCAACUGUUCUAAUCAUGUCUGCUUGGAGGCAUGGGAGAGAGAUAUACUGAUAACGGUUGUCAGUAUAGCUAUUCAAAAGUAAAAUACAUGUGAUAUAAUACAUGUCUUUGAACUGCAAAGUAUAACUUGAAUCUAUGUAGAACCUUGAGAUGUGAUCAAACUCUUCUCAUGUAAGGCAUCAUAGGUUCCUAUUCAUUACUUUUUGACUACAGUGAUACCUCGGUUCUCGAACAUAAUUCGUUCCGGGAGGACGGUCGAGAACCAAAUUGUUCGAGAACCGAAGCAAUGAAACCCAUAGGAAAUAAUGGAAACUGGAUUAAUUCGUUCCAAG
This is a messenger RNA of Pomacea canaliculata, 7863 nucleotides long. RefSeq names its product espin-like. Lineage: Eukaryota; Metazoa; Mollusca; Gastropoda; Architaenioglossa; Ampullariidae. Gene Ontology annotation, molecular function: protein binding. The record is from RefSeq and is a predicted model, not a curated record. The transcript is spliced from 10 exons. Bases 37 to 2811 code for a protein of 924 amino acids.